This is a messenger RNA of Ascochyta rabiei, 2859 nucleotides long. RefSeq names its product major facilitator super transporter protein. Bases 1 to 2859 code for a protein of 952 amino acids. The record is from RefSeq and is a predicted model, not a curated record. Gene Ontology annotation, biological process: GPI anchor biosynthetic process. The transcript has 9 exons. Gene Ontology annotation, cellular component: endoplasmic reticulum membrane. Lineage: Eukaryota; Fungi; Ascomycota; Dothideomycetes; Pleosporales; Didymellaceae.
AUGGGCAAACGAACCGUGUUACUCGUGCUCGCGAAUCUUUUGGUUCCGGUCGCGAUUUUGAUCUUUGCAACUGGGUUCUUCCCGUACAAGCCUUUUAUGCCAGGGCUGGCAGAAUAUGAGGAAACAGAAUGGACAGGAAUCGAUGUGGGAGUAUCGCGAGACCCCCCAAAGGCCCCGUUUGACAAGCUGGUAUUCAUGGUGGUGGAUGCCCUGAGGAGCGACUUUGUCUACAGCGCGGAGAGUGGCAUGAGCUUUGUGCAGAGCCUCAUCCGUGAAGGCACAGCGCUACCCUUCACAGCCCAUGCUACGUCCCCCACCAUCACCAUGCCGCGCGUAAAAGCCAUCACCACGGGCUCUAUACCUUCCUUCCUUGACGUGAUCCUCAAUUUUGCCGAAUCAGACACUACCUCUACACUCGCAGCACAAGACACCUGGCUAGCGCAGAUUAAAGCCAAACGUUUUGAAGACAAGCAGGGGAAACUGGUCAUGUAUGGCGACGAUACGUGGUUGAAGCUUUUUCCAGACUUCUUUGAGCGAGCAGACGGGACGAGCAGUUUCUUUGUUUCGGACUUCACCGAAGUGGACAACAACGUGACGAGGCAUGUUCCUAACGAGCUGAUGAACAGCGACUGGGAUGCAAUGAUUAUGCACUACCUGGGACUGGAUCAUAUUGGGCACAAGGCUGGUCCGAAGAGUCCGAAUAUGAUUCCAAAACAAAAGGAAAUGGACGACAUUGUCCGCACAAUUUACGGCGCUAUCGAGAACGAGGACCACCUGGCUAACACACUAUUCGUACUCUGCGGCGAUCAUGGUAUGAAUGAUGGUGGUAACCAUGGCGGAUCGUCGCCUGGCGAGACAUCGCCUGCGCUUGUUUUUAUGAGCCCCAAGCUGUCCAAAGUUACAAAACUUAGCGACCGACUAGCAUGGAGGAGGGGCCCCGGUUUUAGAAGCCCGAUUAUGCCGGAUACAGAGGGCGAGUUCAAUUACUACAUGACUGUCGAGCAAAGUGACAUUGCGCCGACUCUAGCAGGCCUGCUCGGUUUUCCCGUACCGAGGAACAAUCUGGGUGUAUUCUUGCAGGAUUUCCUUUCCUUGUGGGAUGCAGAAUGGGACCGCAUUCAGCUCCUCUACAGAAACGCCAGACAGAUGAAGAGGAUUGUCGAAGCUACGUACACAAGCCCAAGCCUCAAAGAGAGUUUUGAGGAUGAGGCUUUACCAGUCAAAGAGGGCCAGGAGCGUUGUGAUCAACCCGAUAUGACACCCGGCCAACUCCUCGCCUGUCGUUGGCAGGGCGUUGUCAGGAGCAUGGCUAACGACGAAUACAAAAUAGCAUCGUGGCACCUUGUCAACUUCAUGCGCGAUUCUCAGGACACCAUGUCUAGCGCAGCAUCCAACUACGAUGUUACCCGAUUAGUUCUCGGCACUGCUCUCGCCUUCCUUAUCUGCGUAUUGGGUCUCUUCACGCUUCCAUCACUACGACCUGUGUCGUCCGCUGUCAUUUACUACUUCCUCACCACCACACUGUACGCUAUACUUAUGUUUGCAACCUCGUACGUUGAGGAAGAGCACAACUUCUGGUACUGGAUUACGUCGGGGUGGUUUUUCUACCUGUUCCUCAAUAGCAUGCGGAAACGACAGACCAGUGCAUGGGCAUUCCAUCCCGCUCUCAUGGUGUUGAUCAUCCAUAGAGUGGUUAGGAGGUGGAACCAAACAGGACAGAAAUUCGCUGGAGCGGACGAUAUCGUAAACAGUGGUGUCUUCCAUGGCAACAGCUCCUUCCUGCUGUGGAUAUUAGUCGGCGCCACGUACCUGGAUGUCACGAAUCGCGUCUCGAAACACAUCGCCCGCUCUGUUGUCACGCUGGGUUCGCCUUUUUACAGAAAGAAUCCAGAUCCUCAACCCCUAGAGCAUCACCGCAUGAUGGGCGCCCUUGUUGCUUUACCAAUCUGCGGCACAGCGUUUGUCUUCAAGCUCGCAUUCACUGCGCAAGAUGCUCCUGAACUCACCUAUGGCAUCACACCCGGUCUGAUGGCCUGGGUCGAAACUUUUAACCUUGUUAGACUUGCACAAAUGGUGUUCGUAGGUCUUGCACUCAGCUUUGCUUGGGUCUUGUACGCAGAAUAUCAGCGCUCAGCACGCCGAGCGUAUCGCUCAGUUAACGGUCACGGUGAUCUAGCAGUGGCCUUCUUCGACCUAGGCACACUAUUCCUUCUCACGCAAACGAAAGCUCAAAACAUACCUCUGUACUUGCUCUUCCGCCUCCAAUUCUUCUUUCUCUCGCUCCUAAAUCUCACCUCAACCCAGGCUACUUUGACCUCCCUCCUCUUGAGCCAAACAUCCUUCUUCGCCCUCGGCCUCAACAACAGCAUAUCCAGCAUCGACCUAUCCAACGCAUACAACGGCGUCAGCGGGUACAACGUCCUCGGCGUCGGCCUCUUGGUCUUCCUGUCCAACUGGGCAGGGCCCGUGUACUGGAGUAUCGCCGGCGUUUUGCUACUGCGCCUAGACGGCCUACCACGCAGCAAGCAAGACAACAGCAAGCGAGCCAAAAGCGAAAAGCGGAGUUGGGUUGAGCGAGAACACGCACACCUUUCGCAGCUUGCGCGUCCGCAAACCGAUGAACGGAUGGCACAAUGCGGGAAAGAGGAUGUCUGGAUGGAUCAUGUGGCGUUGUUGACGCUGUUCACGGGCGUUAUGCUCGCGAGUGUUAUGGCGGCUUGUACGGCGCUGAGAACGCAUUUGUUCAUCUGGACCGUGUUUAGUCCCAAGUAUCUGUUCGCCAUGGCGUGGGGGACUGCGUGGCAUCUUGGGGUGACGGUCGGACUGGGCGGGUUCGUGUGGUGGUUAGGCAGCUGGUGA